Pestalotiopsis fici W106-1 is the source of this 1341-nucleotide messenger RNA. RefSeq lists its product as uncharacterized. Bases 1 to 1341 code for a protein of 446 amino acids. The transcript has a single exon. Lineage: Eukaryota; Fungi; Ascomycota; Sordariomycetes; Amphisphaeriales; Sporocadaceae. The record is from RefSeq and is a predicted model, not a curated record.
AUGAAGAGCUCAGCAAGUUACCCACUCCGCCAAUGUGGCAUCUACCACAAUCUUCCCGAUUUCGAUCCGUCCAUCCAAGGUCUGAGUGCCAUCAUUUGUGGUGCAAACGGCAUAUCUGGAUUCGCAACCUUGCGUGCACUUCUUGAUGCACCGGAGCGAUGGACCCGCAUUUACACUUUGUCGCGAAGCUCGCUGUCAGAGGAGCAAAUGUCACUUAUCCCGACUGAACUACACUCGCAUAUCAAGCAGGUCUCUAUUGAUCUGUCCUCGUCUGGUCAAGACAUUGCGAAUGUACUACGAGAAGCCAAGGUACAGGCGGAUUAUGUAUUCUUUUACUCUUAUCUUCAACCCACGGAUCCCAAGGCCUCGGGCAUGAGCGUCGAGAUGGCGCAAGCACUUGUUGAACUCAAUGUGCCCAUAUUCAGCAACUUUCUUCAAGGACUCGAGUUGGCUGCUCUCAAACCCAAGCGAAUUGCUUUGCAGACGGGAGGAAAGAAUUAUGGACUACAUAUUGGACGCACGCGCUCACCUCUUGUUGAAUCCGACCCGCAGCCACGGCACCUACAGCCAAACUUCUACUAUCACCAAGAGGACCUGCUCAUUGAGUAUUGCAAGAAGCAUCCAGAAACGGGUUGGAAUUUUAUCCGACCUGUUGGUAUUAUUGGUGUAGCACAGCGCGCGCCUUUGAAUGCAUUCUAUCCGUUUGCCAUUUAUGCUGCUGUUCAAGCUCAGAAAAAGCAACCUCUCCAAUUUGGUGGAGACUUUGAGUCCUGGCAGUUUGAGUAUUCCCACUCAACUGCCCGGCUGACGGCAUACUUGACGGAAUGGGCAGUGCUAGAGGAACACUGCAAGAACCAUGCUUUCAACGCGCAAGAUGGAAGUCUUUUUACUUGGGACCGCUUCUUUGCACAGCUUGCGCUCUGGUACGGAGUGGACAGGGGUGUACAAACCCCUGAUCUGGAAGACUCGAGCUUUACUGUCCAAAGAUUUGCAGGAGGGGAAAAGGCGCCUUUGGGAUAUGGACCACCCAGUCUUCUCAAAACAACCUUUCGAUUGGCCGACUGGUUUCAACAGCCGGAAAACAAGGCUGCUUGGGAGGAGAUCAUGGCAAAUUCGGAUGGCCAGGUCAAGGUCAAUGUGUUUGAGGACCCAGCCAUGAAGACUCUGAUUUCCGAGUUUGAUUAUGCCAGGAGAGCCAAUUUGUCCAUCAACAAAACUAGGAUUAUGGGAUUCACAGGGUUUGUUGACACUCUGGAAAGUCUACACGAGAUGUAUAAAGAGACGGCAGAAUUUGGUGCACUCCCGCAAUUAAAGGUUGCCAGCGCAAGUCCUCUGGUUUAA